AGAAGACGUUAUAACGUAAUACGAGAAUGAGCAAAAGUGAAAUAUUUUAUGUGGAAAAUGAAAUGCACGAUGUUACCGAUUUAGGGUCAGCAUCGAGAUCAAAAAUUUCUCCAGCAAUUGCCAACUCUCAUAUUGAAAAUGGGAGAGUUUCUCAACCAAAUGGAACAAAUAACAUAGCUCGAGGUUUUUCCAGAAAUAAAUCAAUCGAGCAGGGUUCUGUUCUAUCAUGUCAUGAUGUAAAUUAUGAAGUUGACUCCAGAAAAGGGUUUUUUUCUUGUAUUGGGAAACCAGAAAAGAAAGUUAUUUUGAAGAAUAUAAACGCUGUCUUCCAUCCUGGAACAACAGCUAUAAUGGGACCCACUGGAGGGGGAAAAUCAUCAUUAUUAGACCUUCUGGCUGGAAGAAAAGACAAAACGGGACUGAGCGGAUCCAUUUUAGUAAAUGGCAAAAAGCAACCUGAAAAUUUCAAAUGCGCUUCUGGUUAUGUAGCCCAAGAUGAUGUUGUCAUGGGAACUCUGACAAUUAGGGAAAAUUUUAUGUUUUCUGCAAAUGUUAGACUGCCUUCAUCUAUCAAUACUACUGAAAAGAAAAAACGAGUUGAUGACAUUCUCGCCGAACUCGGACUUACUCAUGUUGCUGACAGUAAAGUGGGAACUGAAAUGAUCAGAGGUGUAUCGGGUGGAGAAAGAAAAAGAACAAAUAUUGGAAUGGAAUUGAUUAUUAAACCAUCGGUAUUAUUUUUAGAUGAACCUACCACUGGCUUAGACUCCUCCACAGCUAAUUCAGUUGUCGCUCUUUUGAGUGAACUUGGUCAAAGAGGGAGAACAAUAAUAUUUUCAAUACAUCAGCCAAGAUUUACAAUAUUUUCCUUGUUUGACUAUUUAACUUUGCUAGGUAGAGGUCAAAUGAUUUAUCAAGGAUCUGCUAGUAAUGCCCUAGAUUAUUUUGAUGAGCUUGGCUAUCAUUGUGAGGAGCACAACAAUCCUGCUGAUUUCUUUCUAGAUGUUAUUAAUGGAGAAUAUGAAUAUGUUGAAAAUAAAACAAUACACAGAACGAGAAGUUGUAGCAUACCUGAAGCCCGCAAUCAGGAUAGAAAUCAAUUAAAUUUGCAAUUCGAAGUCUCAAAGGUUUUAGCAAGAAAGUUUGAACAAUCUCAAAGCUAUAAAAAACUUGAAGAAAAUUUAGCUGAUAUUUCGAGAUCAAAUGGAGGCACCUAUAAAAUUGAAAAUCAGCCCGAUUAUGUCACAUCUUUCUUUACUCAAUUCAUUUAUUUAUCCCAAAGAGCAUUUCUUAGUAUAAUACGAAAUCCGCAAGCUGGAAUGGCAGCUAUAAUGGGUUUAACAUUCAUGGCUCUAUUCAAUGGAUUGAUUUAUCUGCAAGUGAAAAAUGAUGCAUCCGGCUUAUUUAAUAGGGUAGGAGCAAUGUUUCAAAUGACCAUGAAUAUGAUUUUUGCAAAUAUGCCAGCAAUCGAACUUUUCAUAAAAGAGAGACCAAUUUUUAUUCAUGAGAAUGCUGGAGGAUUCUAUAGAGUAUCAUCAUACUUCUUCUCAAAAAUUAUAUCUGAUAUACUGCCAUUGAGAAUAGUUCCUACAAUAGUAUUUUUGGUCAUAACAUAUUGGAUGGUUGGCUUUCAAAAAUCGGCUGAUGGAUUCUUCUAUUUCUUGCUUAUUUGUCUUUUGGUUACCUUCGCCGCAAGCUCAUUAUGUUUCUUUUAUAGCGCGUCUGUUGGAGUAUUUUCUGUGGCUCAAAUGCUAAUUGCCAUUACUUUUGUUGUUAUGAUGAUUUUUAGUGGCUUUAUGGUACAAUUAGAAACCAUAACGAAGGCUGUGCGAUGGUUACAAUAUUUUAGCAUAUUAAGAUACGGUUUACAAGCAAUGACUGCGAAGGAAUUGAGAGAUCUAAGUAUAUGUGUAACUAAUCCAAUAACAGCAGAAAUAGACUGGUAUGAAUCAACAUGGGAUAUGUGGCACUAUCCGUUGGCUUUGAGCGGGUUUAUUAUCGGCUUUCUCGCUCUCGCUUAUAUACAACUAAGGCGAAUAAAGAAAACAAAGUAG
Molecule: messenger RNA, 2054 nt
Organism: Dimorphilus gyrociliatus
Lineage: Eukaryota; Metazoa; Annelida; Polychaeta; Dinophilidae
Source: the annotation of a GenBank genome assembly